Molecule: messenger RNA, 3504 nt
Organism: Bufo gargarizans (Asiatic toad)
Lineage: Eukaryota; Metazoa; Chordata; Amphibia; Anura; Bufonidae
Gene: FAM168A
Product: family with sequence similarity 168 member A
Exons: 9
Coding region: 260-970 (236 amino acids)
Biological process (GO): positive regulation of base-excision repair
Source: RefSeq, a predicted model, not a curated record
CCGCCUUCUUCGCUCACACACAGGAGAGGACGGAGCUGACACCAUCAGAACCGGACACGGCUGCGGUAGAUUCGGGCACAGCGGGAUAUCUCUAUCGGACCUUUUCUAGGACAACGAUCUGAAAUGACAGCGAUCUGAUCCUUUCUUCUUCUGUCUUCGCCUCAUUUGAUCUUCGGCUCCUUCUGUAUCCGCUGCUUUCAGGUCUGAGCAGGAUCCAGGACCACUUGUCUUUGUAGAACAGAGAUUCCCGUCUUCCACCAUGAAUCCGGUUUAUAGCCCUGUCCAGCCAGGGGCUCCCUACGGAAAUCCAAAAAACAUGACCUAUGCAGGUUACCCUGCAGGAUACCCCACAGCUGCCCCUACCUAUAAUCCCAACAUGUAUGCCACCAGCAGCCCAGGCUAUGCCCCAGCGACCCUCCUGAUGAAACAAGCGUGGCCGCAGACUCCUUCUUCGUCCUGUGCCAACGAGGGCACGUUCCACCUUCCUGUCGAUUCUGGGACCGAGAACAGGACUUAUCAAGCUUCUUCUGCCGCAUUCAGGUACACCGCCGGAACCCCAUACAAAGUCCCACCUGCCCAGAGUAAUAGUGCCCCACCACCAUACUCUCCAUCUCCAAACCCCUACCAGACAGCAAUGUACCCCAUCAGAAGUGCCUACCCUCAGCAGAAUUUAUAUGCCCAGGGUGCGUACUACACCCAGCCUGUGUAUGCGGCACAACCCCACGUCAUCCACCACACCACUGUGGUCCAGCCAAACAGCAUUCCUUCUGCAAUCUACCCCGCCCCUGUAGCUGCACCGCGAAGCAAUGGAGUCACUAUGGGAAUGGUCGCUGGGACUACCAUGGCCAUGUCAGCAGGUACAUUGCUGACCACACCUCAGCACACCGCCAUAGGAGCACACCCCGUCUCUGUGCCAACCUACAGAGCCCAAGGGACCCCAGCUUACAGCUACGUACCCCCCCACUGGUAAACCUGCUGGCCUGUCCGUGUCCGGAGUAAAACCUUGUAUGCAAACUGCUCAAGUCUUACAUCGGUGCUGGAACAACCGGCCGACGGCACCAAGUUUGUCUACAUGAACAAAACGACGAAACACAAAAGUGCAACGGUCACUUUAACUAAUCUUUAGUGUUUUUUUUUGUUUAGUUUUUUUUAAGUUUUUUUGAAAAAAGCUGCUUUUUCUGUAACCUCUUUGGUUUUUCCCACACACCACCGCAGGCACAGCGUCUCCUCCACCAUUUAUCUAGACGCUCGUGCCGUCACAGGUUCCUCCACCUUAACCAUCGUCGUAACUUUGUUUUCAUCGAAGUCAUUUUAUUACACUAGACAUUUCAAAUAUUUUUUUUAUUUCUCCAAGAAUCCUUUCAUUAAAAAAAAAAAAACUGUCUUCCAAAAGCUAGAAUUAUGUCUAAACGAUAACAGCAUUGAGAACAGUUUAGUUUUUUUUUGUUUAGUUUUUUGUGAUGGUUGUCAUAAGAAAACUGCAAUUUUUUUUUUUUUUGUGGUUUUUAAACGUGCAACGAAUUUCAAGGCUGCUAUACUAGUUUUUUUCAUGUGGAAAAACUAUCGGUAUUAUAAUAAGAAGUUGUGUAAUAGCCACCAGUUUGUGUAAAAGCACAAAAACACCUUCGUGUCUGUUAUUUCAUCGUUUUUUUUUGUUUUUUUGGAGGGCGUAAAAAUCGCUAUAGGGAGACUUCUACACUACCACAAAUGUGCUGGGCAACCAGACAAUCACAAAUACACCCGCACCACUACUAAGUACCCGACAUCUGGCGAUGACGGCGGGCGCCAGGGGCCGCUCACGGUCAGGUUUUAUUCUAGUUAUGACAUGUUGUAUUUGUGAGACGUGUUGCAGUAGAAAGCCUGAGUGUUCUGUAGAUAGAACAAUACAGUUUGCAUGUGUUUUUAGGCAUUGAAGAUUAUUUAGUCAUAAACCGCUAGUCCUCGGCAGCGCACCGGGGGGGGGAGGAGAAAAGACAUUUUUUUCGAAAAAACGACUUCUCCUCACAUCACCGGACUUGACGGUCACACGUUUUGAUAUUUGCCUAAUCUACAGAUAAGCAAGUAUACAAAGCCUUAGUCUACGCCGUAUUAUUAGCCGGUUCCCGACUGUAGCCCAGUAUUUAUUUAGCAACGUCUUGUACGUGACUCCGCCCUCUGUCCCUCCCCUAGCGCACAGUCACUCUGUUACCUCAGCUUUGCACUGGAUUUCCUAGACAUCAGAAUCGUAGAACCUCACAUCCCAACUGAGCAAUUCUGCAGUGAUUAUUAUAUAUAUUUUUUGUUUAUAUAUUUUAGCACUGGGAAACAAAGCAAUAUAUUUCAUAAUUGAAAGGAAUCAUCUAGCAGGAUUACUAUUUUUUAAUAAAAGGUAGAAUAAAAAAGAAGCAUUACUCACCUCUCUGAUCUCCUGCAUUGACUACCCAAGUCUCCACUUCCUGCUUUUGGCUCAUCAUUCUGAAAAUGCUAGCUCAGCCAAUCAGUGCCUGCCGUGGUAACCCGCCUCAGCCAGUGAUUGGCUGAGCAGCCAUUUCCUGUAUGUUGAGUGAGGAGCAGGAAGUGGAGACCCAGUAAGCAUCGUAGGGGAUCAGCGAGGUGAGUAAUGUUUUUUUUGUAACCCAUUCUGCCCCAUAUAUAUCUAAAAUAAAUUUUUUAAUCCCUCUGGAUGACCCUUUAGUGUAGAGCAGUGAUUUGUGCUGCAAAACGACAACUCCCAACAGGUUUUGCAGUGUGGAGGUGCAGACCAGAAUCCCAUCAAGAUUCACAGCUCUGGAUGUAACUGGAGCAUAAUGUAUGAUGGUGAAAUUGGUCAAAACCGGUAGCUAGAAAUUUACUGCAGUGCUAUGGUUGUGGAUUCAAGUCCACCCAUGGGCACCUGCAAGGAGUUUGUAUGUUCUUUGCAUGUUCUUAGGAAUUUCCUUCAGGUAUCUCCCCCCGCCCCCCCAACCAUCAAAAACAUCUUGGUAAGUUUAUCAGCUUCCAGUGAAAUUGACCUUGAGAGGGACACUUACCUUUUAUAAUAGGUCAUUAGAUCUUGGGUUGUCAGUGACAACAACCCUCGUCAUUUGUAAAUUGCAUGUAUGUAAUAUCAGGAAGCUGAUGCUUCCCUUCACACUGGCGGCCAUGUUUGGGGGGGUUGCCGGCGCAGGUGACUGUGGCUAUAAUGGGACGGCCUGGAGGAAGGUGUCGCAGGAACAUAGGCAGAAUUUGCAUUGGUCCUGGGAACAGGCAGUGACAUAAUAGCAAUAAAUUCUUGCAUUUCACCUGUUCAGAUUCUCCCAGCUGGAAAGGUACUGUAGACGUACGCACAAACUUUUGCAAAGGUACAUGAGUUCAUAAAAAUCAAGGUGUUGCGUGUAAAGGGAUCGGGGAUAAAGCAAUACAUUAUGUGGGCACCGCAAGAAGUUUUUUUUUUUGUUUCCUCUUUAGUUUCUAAAUGUAGGAUUAAAUUAGUGGAUUUUCCCAAAAAUGUAAAAAAAUGCCUAAAUAUAACCUCUAUCUAUAAGC